AUGAAACGACCAGCCUCAACACACUGUAGUGCCAGUCCGAAUGGACAGUUGAUUGCAACACUGGAGGGGUCUUCGAUCCGGAUCCGGUCCGUGAAGACGUUGCGAUCGCUAAAUCUCUCGAAGCUACCACCUGAGCUGUCGAGUCCUAUUGUCCAUUUUAUAUGGAGUCCCUCUUCGACCAGGAUCCUGGCGGCGUCGGCUGAUCACAUUACAGUCCUUUCUGUGACCGAUUCUGCAUGUCAUGCCAGCAUCGCAAACCCACUGGCUGGCCAAGGGAAACCCUCAUAUAUCCAGUUUGGUCCAAAUGACUCGGAACUCAUCCUUUUCGCCCCGUUUGGUCUGAAGCUGCUUCUAUUCAAUCUCUCGACAUCUAAAGCCGUCGAGAUACCUAGCCCCAAGUUUCACCUCCCCGGCUCUGCCAAACGCGGGUUCUCUAUACGGACGGGAUCUGGCCACUUGGCUCUUUUGACUCGAUCUGCUGGCAAAGACGUUGUCAGCAUUCACCAUCCCGACACCCGCCAGCUGGAGAGAUCGUGGUACCCUGCGACCUUGGAUGCACAGGCCGUUGCGUGGUCACCAGACGGAUCAUGGCUGCUAUUGUGGGAUUCGCCAGCACAAGGUCGGAGGAUUUUACUCUAUACUCCAGACGGGCAGCUCUUCCGAAACUUAGGAGGGGCUGACAAAGUGGACGAUGAAGCGACACGGCUGAACGUGGGGAUCAAGCUUUGUCGUUUUAGUCCAGACUCGCGUUUGUGUGCCUUUUGUGAUCACACCCGAAAGGUCACUGUUUUGAAUACCAGUGUUUGGAGGGAAGAGUUGACCUUGGUCCAUCCCGUUACCAUCGUGCCGAGUGACACCCUCCAGAUUUGGCAAGAGCAACGUCAGAAUUCUGCUGGUAGCUCCUCGUUCGACUCUUGUUUCGUUCGGGCAUCGCAGGAUGUCGCCCCUCCGGCGGCCUCGGAGGAUACUAAAUCUACCACAGAACUGAAGGUCGGCUGCUCAGUGGCUUCAUUUGAUUCUUCUGGUGCUCUAUUAGCGACUAAACUGGAUGAGCACCCGGGAACAGUAUGGGUUUGGGACCUACUCGCCGGAGAACUAAGAGCAGUUCUCAUGUUCCACUCUCCCGCUGACGUAGCUUGGCACCCAUCAAUUCACGAGUUGCUUCUGAUUACUUGUAGCGUCGAACAAGUGAACCUCCAUUUCCACUGGGAUCCGCUGUCUAAUGGGCCUGGGUUCGUCAAAUUUCAAGAGCAGCUUGUCGACGGUAAGGUGGCUGGAAAAUUGCAGGCAGCUUGGAUAGAUUCCAAGGAUGAUGAUCCAAAACUGCUGCUCACAGAUAGGCAGCAUUUAUGUGUUCUGUCACUAUCCGAGACGGGCAACGAGGCGGCUAGUUGGGAGGAAGAUACGAGUUUCUUUCGGGUGGAUAGCUCAGCGCGACAGCCUCUGUCAUCAAUUCGUGGCCAGAUCGAUUCGAUAAGAGACAGCAUCGCUUUAGAAGACGAGGGUUCAAUGUUGGAGGAUACCUUCUCGUUCAAGCAUAGCUGA
Clonostachys solani is the source of this 1545-nucleotide messenger RNA. Lineage: Eukaryota; Fungi; Ascomycota; Sordariomycetes; Hypocreales; Bionectriaceae. The record is from the annotation of a GenBank genome assembly.